Gastrolobium bilobum is the source of this 2004-nucleotide messenger RNA. RefSeq lists its product as uncharacterized. Lineage: Eukaryota; Viridiplantae; Streptophyta; Magnoliopsida; Fabales; Fabaceae. The transcript has a single exon. The coding region runs from base 1 to 2004 and encodes 667 amino acids. The record is from RefSeq and is a predicted model, not a curated record.
AUGGAUAAGUCUUGGAUAAAAAAACCACAAAAUUCAAUCGAGUAUGAUGAAGGAGUAAGGAGAUUUAUUGAUUUUGGCUUUCAACAUAGUUCAAUUGAAGGCAAAAUACUAUGCCCAUGCUCACCAUGUGGUUUUAGAAAGUGGCUGUCAAAAGAAGACGUGUAUGAUCAUUUGUUGUGCAAGAAAUUUCCCGAAGGGUACACCUUUUGGUUCUAUCAUGGAGAGUCCAAGGUUGCGUCAACUAGUAAUGUUGCUGGUGAAGCUAUGUCACAUGGUGCACAAAACCAGAAUGUUAAUGUAGACCCAAUAUUUAACAUGAUCAAUGAUGCUUUUGGAGUAAAUAGGCAACGUGACAAUGAAGUUCAAUUUCAACAAAACGAAAACAUUGAACAGGAGGAGGGAAUGACUCAGAAUGCUGCAAAUGAAGAAUUUAGUGUAGAUACAGAAUUUUAUGAACUAGCAAGAGAUGGAGAACAACCAUUGUAUGAAGGGUGUCAUAAAUAUUCAAAGCUUUCAUUCAUUGUGAAGUUGUAUCAUAUUAAGUGCUUAUGUCGUAUGACUGACAAGUCCAUGACUAUGAUAUUAGAGCUACUGCAAGAUGCAUUUGAACAUGCAAAGAUUCCAUCUUCGUUCUAUGAGGCAAAGAAAACUAUUACUAAGUUAGGAUUGGACUACAAGAAGAUACAUGCUUGUCCAAAAAAUUGUAUGUUGUAUUGGGGAGAGGAAAAUGAAACUAGAGAAACUUGCAAGAUUUGUCAUGCAUCUAGAUGGAAACCACCCCCUAAAGAAGGUGACUGUACAUCUUCUAAACAAAAAACAAAAAAGCGUAAUGUGCCUGCAAAAGUAGUUCGGUACUUCCCCCUCAAACCACGUUUGCAGAGAUUAUUUUUAUCAACAAAGACUGCUGAAGAUAUGAGAUGGCAUGCGAUGCAUGGUAAUAAUGAUGGCUUGAUGAGACAUCCUAGAGACUCUGAAGCAUGGAAGAAGUUUGAUGAUUUGCACACAUCAUUUGCGUCAGAUCCACGAAAUGUGCGACUCGGUCUAGCCACUGAUGGUUUUAAUCCUUUUGGCAAUAUGAGUGCCAGUUACAGUAUUUGGCCAGUCAUUUUGAUUCCGUACAACACCCCUCCAUGGUUGUGUAUGAAAUCGACGUCUUUUAUCAUUUCAACCAUCAUACCUGGUAAAAGAAUGCCGGGUAAUGACAUUGAUGUGUUUUUACAACCUUUGAUCAAAGAGUUGAAAGAAUUAUGGCAAGAUGGUGUAGAUGCUUAUGAUGCCUUCACACGGGAGAUGUUCAAAUUACAUGCAGCAUUGAUGUGGACGAUUAGUGACUUUCCCGGCUUAGGAAAUCUAUCUGGCUGGAACACAUACACUGGCCUAGCUUGCCCGUCAUGCAACUUUGAUUCUGAACCUUGUCGUCUUUAUCAUAGUAAAAAAUGGUGUUUUAUUGGUCAUCGACGUUUUCUUCAUGAAAGACACAGAUUUAGGUUGAACAGGAUUCGGUUUAAUGGAAAGCAAGAUCUGCGUAAUCCUCCAAGGUUGUUGUCUGGUUGUGAAAUACUUGAACAAGUUGAGAAUAUUAAUGUCACAUUCGGAAAAAGACCCGAUAUUAGUGGAAAAGGAAAAAGAAGACGAGUUGGUGGCCGUGAUCUGCAUGGCAACACCCAGCAAUGGAAAAAGAAGAGCAUAUUUUUUGAACUUCCAUAUUGGAGGCAUAAUUUAUUACGUCACAAUCUUGACGUGAUGCACAUUGAGAAGAAUGUUUGUGACAAUAUCAUUUUCACAUUGCUUAAUGAUUCCUCUAAGUCAAAAGAUCAUUUGAAUGCUCGAAGAGAUCUUCAAAGAAUGGGCUGUAAGAAUGACCUUUGGCCAGAUGAUAAUGGAAAAUAUCCUUUAGCAAUCUAUACAAUGACUAAUCAAGGCAAGAAGAUGUUCUUAACAACAUUGAGAAAUAUCAAUGUACCGGAUGGUUAUGCAAGCAACAUAUCUAGGUGCAUUGAUUGA